AUGGGUAUAUCAUCUGCCAGCGGGCUACCAUUUGCAAGUCUUAGAUAUGACCUUAACGACACAUCUCAGUUGUCUUCCACACCACUGCAGGUCCUGUUCUACCUCAGCGGCUGGUAUUUUGCUGCCUGCUUCCUUGCUGAGGGUCUGAUGUUUGUUUACAAAGGUUUGUUGUAUUUCCAUCCACCAGCUAGUCUCACGUUGGACGUUGGGCUACUACUGGUCUUCCUUGGCCUGGAGUCCCUCUGAAUAUUUUACAGUUGGAAGGGGAACUUAACAGAGAGUUCUAUGGCCAUGUCAGUGAGUGUGCUGGUUCUGGUGCCGUGCACAGUGCUGUCUGGGUACUACCUGACGCUGCAGACCUUCGUCCUGCACCUGGAGUUCAUCCUUAAUGCUGUGUUACAGUGCUUCUACAGUCUGGAGAUGCUGCUGGGAAUCAUGUACAUAUCUGCUUUCUCCAGGUAG
Messenger RNA from Oncorhynchus nerka (sockeye salmon), 462 nucleotides. Its product is annotated as transmembrane protein 216-like. Gene Ontology annotation, cellular component: ciliary transition zone. Gene Ontology annotation, biological process: non-motile cilium assembly. NCBI's taxonomy places the organism in Eukaryota, Metazoa, Chordata, Actinopteri, Salmoniformes, Salmonidae. The record is from RefSeq and is a predicted model, not a curated record.